CUUUGAAGGAUGAUGCAUCCACAACCUAUCCUGAAGGUAAGUUCUCUGCGAUGUUCACAAAAAGCACACCGCAAUCCACUCACCCACUCCAUAGAGAAUAUCUCUGUCAAACAGGAAAACCAACCACGUUCCAAGUUCUUCAGCAGACUGGUAUCGAUCCCCGUGGUGAAAGAUAGCUUGACCACAGUGUAUCAUUAUGUCAACGAGAAUAGUCUUGGCCGUUACGCCUUGACCUCGACAGAAGGCACCCUUCAAAAGGCGUCAGUCAUUGUGGCGCCUUACGUUGAGCGCUUCUCUGAUCAGCUCAAGACCAUGGAUGAAAUGGGCUACAAGUCCUUGGACUAUGUGGAACAAUAUACCAUCGUCAACAAGCCUACCGCCGAACUUCUUGCUAACGUCACUGAGCCUGUUCGUCAGGUCAGAACAACAGCCAAGGGCUAUUUGGAUACCACGGUGCAUGUCGUCACUUGGCCAGUGGAUCGCGCGGCUCAAAACAUUUUGGAUAAUUUGGAGUAUGCAGUGGACCGGGUUCUUCCCGCCGCCGCAGCUACAGCCAAGGAACCAAACCAUCCUUUGACUCAGCAAGAAAGAGCAUAUAGCUUGGCCAUUGAUACCAAGGCUCGUUUGAUGUCAAGAUUGCCUUCGGCUGUGGAUCAAAUUCCCCGCUCGCGUACGGAGCUUCAACAAACCUUACAAGCCAACACUUUGCUUCAAGGUGCGUUUGACCGAUUGCAAAAAUUGGAUCAAAGCUUGAGACACACCACAGAAACCACCAAACGUAACAUCAUCACCACUCCCAUCGAAACCCUGUCCAAGACGGUUCAUGAUCGCUAUGAAGCUGCUCGGUCUUUUACCGACCAACGUAUCAAUAACGUCACUGCUGAGUUGGUGGCUCAUCUAGAUCACACUAUUGCUUAUGUGCAAAAGCAUAAUCAUCUGUUCCCUGAAGCUGUCCGCACUCGCCUGCAACCUCUGGUUUCAUUUGCCGGUCAAGAAUAUGAUAUUGUUCGUGAACAAGUCCUCAAGACCGACAUCUCGUCUGUGCAAAAAGCCAAAAAUGUUCUUGCCCUGUCCACCAACUACAUCCUCCCUCUUAUGAAGGAUAGCAUGGAUGCUCUACAUGAAGAGUUGCGCUAUUACCGGGUGUACAUGGACAAGUCUAGAAACGAUGCUCUCAACACCUUACGAGGUCACAUCGAGACCUCCACUACCACCAUCAAGGCGUAAGUCGACAAAAACAACUUUGUAUAUUUUGCACAUUCACUUUAUAGAAAAAAAGAAAACCCCUCUCCCAUUCAAAAAAUAUUUGCCAGCCAUAGGCAACGUUUACCUUCAUUCCACUGUUACCCAGUAUAUGCAUUAUGAUAAUAAAGCAACAUCAAUAACGAGAUAUUUAUUUACCUACAAAGGAUUUA
Messenger RNA from Umbelopsis ramanniana AG, 1415 nucleotides. RefSeq lists its product as uncharacterized. The record is from RefSeq and is a predicted model, not a curated record. Bases 10 to 1227 code for a protein of 405 amino acids. NCBI's taxonomy places the organism in Eukaryota, Fungi, Mucoromycota, Umbelopsidomycetes, Umbelopsidales, Umbelopsidaceae. The transcript has a single exon.